Molecule: messenger RNA, 804 nt
Organism: Penicillium arizonense
Lineage: Eukaryota; Fungi; Ascomycota; Eurotiomycetes; Eurotiales; Aspergillaceae
Exons: 8
Coding region: 1-804 (267 amino acids)
Cellular component (GO): plasma membrane
Molecular function (GO): acetate transmembrane transporter activity
Source: RefSeq, a predicted model, not a curated record
AUGCAGGGUCUUACAGCCGUCCCUACAUCGGUGACUCUGUCCGCUGAGCAAUUUGAAAGGUUGUACUUGACUCCAAUGACGCGCCAUCAGCCUGCACUAGCCAAGCAAGUGGGAAACCCGACACCCCUAGCAUUAGGAGGAUUCGUUAUCACCACUACACCGCUUUCGUGUUGCUUGAUGGCCUGGAGAGGUGCCAGUGGGAAUGGAGUCGCGCUCAUCGGCCCUAUCGUGUUCCUUGGUGGUCUUUUAUUGCUUAUCACAAGUAUUCUUGAGUUUGUACUCGGAAACACGUUCCCCUGCGUUGUAUUUGGUACUAUUGGAGGAUUUUGGUUUGCAUUUGCAGCUACAAUGAUCCCAUCUUUCAAUGCAGCCGCUCCUUAUUCCCCGACGGCCAACGAUACAGCCGCCGGAUUGUCUAGCACUGGCUUCUUGAAUACCUACGCAUUUCUGUUCAUAACUAUGGCUGUUCUAAUGUUCAUCUUUAUGAUCUGCGCAACACGCACCAAUAUUGUUUACACCCUCAUUUUUCUAUCGCUACUGAUUGUUUUUCUUCUGUUGUCAUCCGCAUAUUGGUUAAUGGGUGAAGGAAAUGCCGCCACGGGUGACCGAUGCGUAAAGGGGGCCGGGGCUUCACUCUUUGUUGCUAGUCUGCUUGGCUUUUACUUACUUAUUGUUCAGCUGUUCGAGGCCCUGGAAUUCCCAUUCCAUUUGCCGGUUGGAGAUUUAGGGAUGCUUUGGACCAUUACUCCACAAAAGGGGGAGCGACACGAUAUCGAAGAAUGUGCUGCCAUUGGUCAUAAUUGA